Mya arenaria is the source of this 4723-nucleotide messenger RNA. RefSeq names its product alpha-(1,3)-fucosyltransferase C-like. NCBI's taxonomy places the organism in Eukaryota, Metazoa, Mollusca, Bivalvia, Myida, Myidae. Gene Ontology annotation, molecular function: alpha-(1->3)-fucosyltransferase activity. Gene Ontology annotation, cellular component: membrane. The transcript has 3 exons. The record is from RefSeq and is a predicted model, not a curated record. The coding region runs from base 108 to 1337 and encodes 409 amino acids.
GUUUUGUUUAACAUGGAUGCUUGUUUGUUGCAUAUUUGUUGCGGAAGGAGAAAGACUGACACCCAAGAGAAAGGUUUGCAAUCAUCAGACCUAUUUCAAUUUGAUAGAUGAAUCUAGCAAUAAUGUUUCGACUUAGAAGAAGAUCAAAUCGUCCAAUUCUUUAUUUGGCUGCCACCAUUCUUCUUUUCAUUGUGUAUAGAAUUUGGCUAAAACACAAUUUUCUUCAAUAUCCUGGAGAUCAACUGAAUAGAAACUUCACCAAGUACAUUACCAAGUAUGAAAAAAAUUAUUGGGAAAAGGCUGAUACAAAGAAGAUAUUAUUUUGGACACCUUUUUUUGGGAGCUGGGGAUGGAUGGAGGAUGCUCAAAAGCAGCUGCCACAAUGUCCUGUAUCGUGCACAGCCACUUCUGAUAAAUCUACCCUGACAGACGCUGAUGCUGUUAUGUUUCAUACAAAUGAUUUCUGGAAGUACAAGGGUUUCUUGGCAACUAUAAAGAAUGUAGACAUUGAGUUGCCAAAGCUGAGAACCCCUAACCAAGUAUGGGCUCUGUUCAGCUGGGAACCAAUGAUUUACCACUGGGGUAACAUCCCACCAAAUAUCAUGAACUGGACUAUGCUAUAUAGAAGGGAAUCUAGUAUUUACAUGCCUUUUACAAGUUAUUACAAGAUGACUCAAAAAGAAAUCACACAGGAAAGUACAAAGGCAAAGGAAACAACUAAUUACUUUCAGGAGAAAACUAAAUUUGCCACAACCAUGGUUAGUAAUUGCAAUGACCAAGCCAGAAGAUAUAGAAUAAUUGAUGAACUUCAGCAGUAUAUUGACUUAGACUACUUUGGGAAAUGUUCAGGCAAAAUUAUUUGCAAGGCCGGGGUACCCACCACUGAGUGUGGAGAGAUGAACUUUAAAAAAUACAAGUUUUACCUUGCCUUUGAAAAUAGCUUCUGUCGUGAUUAUGUUUCUGAGAAGUUCUGGAAUGCCUUAGAUCGUCGACAGAUACCUGUCAUAGCAGCUCCAAAAUACAACUUAGAAAUGCUGCCCCCAAAUUCAUAUCUCAAUGUUUUUGAUUUUCCAUCUAUCAAAGCAGUAGCAGAGCGUAUGAUAGAAAUAGGUUCGAAUGAAGCUUUGUUCAACAGUUUUUUUGAAUGGACAAAGUUCUACAAGAAGGACAACACUUCAAUAUACUGCAAGCUAUGUAAAGAGCUCCAUGCAAAUAGACCAGCCCAGAGCUACUCAGAUAUGGAAGGCUGGGUGAGAGACGACGUAUGCUUCAAGAGUUCGCCCUGGCUACUUGCAACUACAUUCAUCGACAGGCUGCUCUUCACUAUUGGAUUGUGAGGCUUUAUGGGAAUAAUAAUGCUGCUUAGUAUGAAGCUCUUUUUUCUGUACGAGUUGUUUUCCAUGAUAUUGCAAUGAGACUGGUCAAGUCGUGGGAUUUAGAUAACAGAAUUAAAAUGUAGAAACUGUCACCUAUGCAAGUUAAAUACUCCUGUAGUUCAAAAAUGUCUGUUUAAUGUCAUAGUAGUGAAAUAAGACUUGAAAAAUUGAAAUCUGUGUUUCAAGACAUAUAUAUUUUUCUUUAAUAAUAUGCAUUUCUCAUUUAUAUAUUGAGCGAAUAUAAUUAUUAAGCAUAAAAUAUUGUAUGGUGUAUAUCAGACUUCCAGAUCUCACUUAAACUGAAAUGCUUGACAAGGCAAUCUUGUUGGUUUAUUGUACCGUAGGUUAUUUGAUAAAAGUCAUUUUGCUGAUUUCUUGAAAGCGCUGUUGAGAUUUUGAAUAACUAUUUUAUCCCAACAUUCUUGUGAUGCUACAUUUAUAUCUCGCGUCAGAUCUGCUAUAGAGAUUUUGGUACUGAUGGCACAAUAUAAAUAUUGACUUCCUUCAGGGUGACAUGGCAUUUUGUCAACCCGAAGGAACACUGUGGACUGAGGCUUUAGCUUUAGGUCAAGGAAGUCCAUAUAUAUUUUGUAAUUCCAAAAAAUUCCAAGAUUUAUAACAACAAUCAUAGAUCAUUAAAUAAACCAUCUGAACAGUUAUUUUAAUAUAUAUAUAUUUAGGGUUCUCCUAAAACAACAGAGAUAAAAAUAAAACAAAAAUAUUUUAUUUUGUCUGCUUUUUGUAAACAAGGUGUCAAGGAAAUACAGACUUGAAUGAUAGCAGUUUAACCUGUAUUCUUGUUUGUUAUAUAUUAUGUAGAAAUUUGACCCUUAGGCUGCUGAUGGCGAUUUUAAAGGCUUUGCAAACAGCUUAGAACCAGACCAGACACCGAGUAACUCGGCGCCUGGGCAGGUUCUAAGCUGUUUGCCACUCAGUCAAUAUAUCCCCAAAGUUUUAAGUAAAUUGAAAGAAAUUUAGAAUAAACCAGACGUCAUUUUUGAGCAGACGACAAUUUACCCAGCAUGCAAAGGGUUAAAGGAGUGAGGUUUAAUAAAAAAAAAUCCAAAAUAAUCAUAUAUGAUUAAUAUUUUUUCCAUAAAUGUUCAAGUUUGCCCAAUAUUUUCCAUAUAUUAUUAAAUUUUGUAGGUAUUGUUUUUAAAUGCUACUUAUUUUGAUGAAGGGGGAUUAUUUCAUUUCUAAAAUUGACAUGUCUUUUCUUUUGACAAUUUGAACUUCAUUUUCAGUACACAUGGUAUACAGUAAUCAUAGACUUUUUCUAUUGUAUACAUGUACUUUGUUAUAAGUAUUGCCACUUUACAGCGUACUUGUACAUGUAUUUUCAUUGGAUCAGAUGGCUUAUAAAAAAAUGUAUAAUGUUCCUGACAUGUGUUCAGGCUUUCACUUGUCUAUACGAUUUUGUAACAACAGCAUUUAUAUUUGGAACCAAUGUGGUUCUUUCUCCCCUGAAGUUUGCGGGUAGCUUAUUGCUGCCACUUUGUCAGUCUGUUCAACCCUUCUUUUCGGAGCAAUUUCUUAAAUAGCACCAGAGCAUUUAAGUAAAAUUGUUGGAAUUUACUUUUUAUGGAAUUGUUGAAAACAAUCUAAGAGAAAAUGGUAUUCUACCUGUAUGGUUUUUGUUAGUACUUUCCUGUCAGAUGAUGUUAUGUUGACAUAUUUUGGCGCUUUUUUUCUCACAAUCAUCACUGUAUCAAUGUUGAGAAGUAUUUGACAAAGCAGCGCUGGGGAGCAAACAUUAGUUUGUUAAGCCAAUCGUGUGUUAUUUUUAUGACAAUUUCAUUUCUACUUAUGAUUUAUCAUAGAUGUAAGUAAUGCUUGCCUUUGCUAGCUUAGUAUUGUGAUGAUGCAUUGUUUUGCAGCUUUUUAGUCAGACCUUUUUAAAUGUACUACACACCAGAUGAUACAAUUGCAAGAAAGAAAGAAAAUUGUCAAAAACUUACGUAAGAAUUAUAUCGUUGUGCACGACACAUUGAAUCUUACUUACUGAUGUAUCACAUCGCUUAUAAUGACACAAGUAACUUUUGCGGUUUCUGCGUAUUUUUCCAAUUUGAAUUUACAUAGUUUGUCUACAAUGUACAUACCAGUAAGACAAGUAAUCACAUGAGUUUCACAUGCUAAAUAUACAUUCAACCAUUAAACGCUAUUCUUAAAGGGGGAAACUCAGCUGAGAUAGCAACAAAUAAUUAUUUUAAUCAUGUAAAGUGACGUAUAUUGUUUUUUUUUAGGAUAACCUGUAUUUGACCAUUUUGGAAAAAUCUGAUGUCUAGUCCCUUUAAAUGUCAAUACAUUUAUUUUCAAUUAUUACAGCGGUGCUAAAUAUCAUUCCAGUUGGGUGUUUUAUUUAUCAAAACCUUUAAUUUGUGUUUAAAAAUUUUAUUAACACAUUGACACAUAUUUUUAGCUCAUCUUUUUUCAAAGAAAAAACUUCUUGAUGUUUUAGCAUUGCUGUUGUUAGCGUCAACAGCUUGCAAAAUCUACCUUGACCAAACCUCAAAAAUCAUUGAAGAUAUUUAAAACUAUAACAUGCUGACAGAGACAAUAAGCUCCUGUGUAGCAAGCAAUAUAAUUCUGUUUUUAGUAAUUGUUGAGUCAUGUCACAUUUUGACUGAAAAAGAGAUGAGGGUUGGUAUCUGCUUUCACUGCUCUUGUUUUCAAGAGUAAAGAGACCAAACAGAAAAGUUCACAUUGCUUUACGCACUCUGGUACCAGAUUGUGGAAUUAUAAGGCAGUAAACGAAACAAACUAAACCUAUGUAGGAUACAAUGCUUUGAUGUUUAAAGAAUUAAAUGUUCAAGUAUUGUGCUUCAUCUGUGUAUGAAAACAUUUGAUUGAUGUAGGUAUAAUGAAGACAUUUAAGGAAUAUACCAAGUGUUUUCAUCCACAGAACCCCAAUUCUAAAAUAAUUAAUGCUUAUAUUUACUCUUGAUAUUUGCAAACUCCAUCUGGAAUUAUGUUUGAAUAGAGAUGGUGUUUAUAACAUAAUUUGUUUCAUCAAGUUCACUAAUGUUACGGCGAUUAAGCUUCAUUUGAUAUCUAUCACUCAUGCAUCUGUUUGACUUCUAUCAGAGGUAUUCUGAAGAUAUUGCAUUCAUCAGAGUAUGAAUGCAGUUGGAAGGUAAAGUAUUAGUCAAAGAAAUGCAAGGGGAAUCAAAUGAUAGAUUGGGCUUAUUUGAAUUUUUGUGUGAAGUGUUUGAGUUAUGUAAUAUUUUGAUUACAAACUUAUCAUUUUAAAUCCAAGUUUCAAUCUAUCUUAUCAAUCUUAUAUUCUCACUUUAUUACUGUAUCUGUUGAAAUCCAUUUCAAACAAAUUAAAUUGUCUGUCUUUUGUU